This is a messenger RNA of Penicillium macrosclerotiorum, 252 nucleotides long. RefSeq lists its product as uncharacterized. The record is from RefSeq and is a predicted model, not a curated record. NCBI's taxonomy places the organism in Eukaryota, Fungi, Ascomycota, Eurotiomycetes, Eurotiales, Aspergillaceae. The coding region runs from base 1 to 252 and encodes 83 amino acids. The transcript has 2 exons.
AUGGAGAAUCAGAAACUCGAUCAGAAAACCUUCAGGAAAGACUAUGAGAGAGUAAGUAAUGAGAAGAUAGAAAAGCUAGAAACAAAGCUUACCGAGGCUAAAGCCGAGCUUCAAGCGGCGAAAAUGGACAGGAGCAAGACCCAGGGAGAAAUCCAUGAUCUUGAGACUCUCGUGCAGGAGCGAUCGAAUAAAAUCAAGAAGAACAAAGCCAUAAAGUACCUCACAAAGGUUACAUGUGGUGCCCCGUUCUAG